ACAACAGUGGAUUAUUCAGUCAUCGCCUACCUUCUCUUACUUUCCUAGACGAAUCCUUCAUCGUCUUCGUUCAAUAAUUCAUUGGCGCUGGUGAGCUCUACUCAUCCGUUAUUCCGUCGUGAUUCAUUUCGGCACUCUAACCACAGACCAUGGUCAAUGACUCAGCCGUCGCAUAUCUACUCCUCUAUUCCAACGGUGAGCUCAUCUCUGGCGUCAGUCCGUUGUAAUUCGAUCACGCUAACGUACAUUUCUCCAUCAGGACAUGUAGAGAACAUAGACUCUUCCUUUGGGUUUAACCAAAACCGUUCUUUAUUGCCUCAUCAGGUUAUGGUCAUUAGGUCUAACUCCAUCAGCAACACUCUACCGCCGAGAAAAUCUCAUAAACGGACGAACACUGAUAUCAUUAAGACCAAUUUGAUGACCCCUCCGAGUUAUCCGGGAUCAAGCUACACUAAGCUAUUAGCUGCGCUUCACUUGGUUCCGACGAAUCCACCGCAUAAAUUCACCGGCGACGAGCGAAAUUUCGAGAAUCUCGGCGGCGAGAAGUGCAAGGACAGUAAUACGAAGAUGACUAAAGGAGUAGAUGGACUCACAUUUCCGAUGUCGAGAGAAUCGGAGUCCGCUUCUCGACUUAAAACCUUCAUCUCCGAUAUGCUUCCUCGCUUCACUGACGAUUACUCCGACGACCUCUCUGAGUAUGUUACGGUGCUUGUCUGUAAUGGAAAGAAUCAGAGACAGGUAAGCGAAGAUUUGGAGGCAUUUCUUAGGGAGCAAUCUUGGAAAUUUGUUACCUGCUUAUGGGAGCUUCUUGUGAACUACUUCUCUCAAAGUAAUUCUGCUUCUGGACCUAAGACUGCUGUUGACUUUGGCUUUCAUGAUACUCUAAUCGAACAAGGUUUAAGCUCCAGAAAUCAUGGUGACUAUGAUCGCGAAGCUGCCGAUGGUACUAAUUCGAUGAAUGAACAGCUGAUAUCAGUUACUGCUCCCAUUGAAGACACUGAGGCUCCUGUAUCACCAAAAGUUGAAAAAAUGAAGAUGUUACGACAAGAGCUCAUUGAUAGCCCUUGUACAAGGGCACGACGAAAAAAGAAAGAAGAUUGGAACUCGUCUGGUUACUCUAGAAAAAUACUGCGCUCUGUCAUUGUUUCAGCCACUAAGCAACCAUGUGAUAGGAAUCCUGCUAAAUAUGAAAAGUCUAUGAAUGAAAGGAGUAGAAUCCUAAAGAAGCGCCCAUACUUACCAGAAAGAGAACUGGAUUCUCAGUUUGUUCCAAUAGGAAGAGCUGUGUCUCCACACCAAGAAAUGGCGCCUCAUGUUAGUGUCUGGGACCGUUUAGGCCGAGCAAGCUCCAAACGUGUUCUUGACUCAGAAAGCCGGACAUUGUCUAAGUUUGGUAUCAAGGCACAUGAAAACAAAGUGCUUCAGCAGCAUGGACAAGUAUUUCCUGAAGUGUAUAGUGAACAACAUAGCGAGAUAUUUCAAAGAGAAGUUCCUGCAGUUGGUUACAGGCACAGAGUUUCCCAAUCCGAUGAAGCAAGGAAACCCGAGAGUGGAAUUAUCACAUCCACUGAACCGCAUAUUGCAUAUAACCUGAACAGAAAGAGGCGUUAUAGCGUCGUCAACCCCAAUUCAGGAGAGUUUAGCAGUGUUCUCCAAUAUAAGCAAGCUGAAGAGGAUGUUGAAAUGCCAAGCCUUCUCUCCUAUCAGUCCCCAAAGCCAGAUAUCUUUGCAGAAAUAAAGAACGUGAAAGAAAAGAUGCAAGAACUAGAACUCCGAAUUUUUCAAUCAAAGCAGUUGAAGAAACAGAAAGUUGAAGAACUCAAACCCUCACCACAAUCUGGCGAAUCACAGUAUCAGCAAGAUGUCACAGAAUCAAGAAUCAUACAUGUUACUAACGUAUAUUAUGCAGCAAAGAAAGAAGCUAUAUCAAUGCUCUUCAGCAGCAAGUGUGGAGCUGUCGAAAAUGUUACAAUUGUAACUGAUCCAGUAACUCAGCAUCCAAAGGGUACUGCUUUUGUGACUUUUGCUGCAAAGGAGUCAGUUAACCAAGCAAUAGCUCUGAGCGGCACAAUGUUCUAUUCAAGACCCAUCAAGGUUCAGAGGCACGUGAUAGCUUCUGGAGUAGUGUCGCUGUCAGCACCACAGAUAGUUACUGCAAGUUAAACCCAAAAGGAAUGGUAAUACACAAAGAGCCUAAAAACAUGACCUUAGCGACACCGUUGUACAGCCCCUACGAAUAGGAAACAAGUGAAAGUCACAAUCAGUUCCUCUUUGAUCAGAUUUUAGUCCAUUUACGUUUCAUAGAACAGAAACAUAGUGGUGGAUGAUGAAUUGACUGAGAAAAGCUUAUAAGCCAGAGAAGUGAAGAAUUCCUAAUAAGCAAACACAUGUUGG
Arabidopsis arenosa is the source of this 2394-nucleotide messenger RNA. Lineage: Eukaryota; Viridiplantae; Streptophyta; Magnoliopsida; Brassicales; Brassicaceae. The record is from the annotation of a GenBank genome assembly.